Adineta ricciae is the source of this 300-nucleotide messenger RNA. The record is from the annotation of a GenBank genome assembly. NCBI's taxonomy places the organism in Eukaryota, Metazoa, Rotifera, Eurotatoria, Adinetida, Adinetidae.
AUGAAUCCGAAAACAGUUUUACCAAUAUGCAUUGGAGUGUUGAUUCUAUGGCUGCUGGUUCUUCUAGGACUUUUUCCGAUAAGUUUACCAUCGUUUUUACAUCGAUUGAUCUUAACCGUUCCAUUUCUUGGCAUUGCUAUAUUUGGUUUUUAUUCAUUGUUUUAUCUCAUCUACAAAGUAGUGAAUUUGAAAGAUUGUCCUCAAGCUCAAAUCGAGUUAGAGCGUGAAGUGAAACGCAUUCGAGCUGAUCCAGAAUAUAGCUCGUUAUUCCGUGCCACGACAUCGCCAACUGGUCGAUAA